CUCUAUUUUAUCUGCAGCUGGGGAUCACAAGACAGUUAAUCUGUUAAACAACCAUCAUUCCUCAACAGUCUCCUCAAGCUCGGCUUGGUGCGCAACUGGUUCUUUGCAUUCUGCAAUCAUUCCAAGCUACACAAGCAGCCGAUCUGCCUCUCAAGCAGCAGCACAAGCGUCUGGGACUGGGCCGAAAAAGCGUGUAUUGACCAACUCUGCAAUACCUGAGUCCGGAGUCGCAGAAGGUGGUUCCUCUGAGGGGUUGGGAUCUGCUGUUCGAUGCAAAGAGGAAGGAGUAACAAGUGGCGCCGGGAGUUCAGAUGCGGAAACACAGCUUUUCUUCGCUACUGAUAUUACAAAGUGCAUAUUUCCUUUGAAGAAAAAAUUUAAUUGCAUUAUUUGGUGUUGA
Protopolystoma xenopodis is the source of this 400-nucleotide messenger RNA. Lineage: Eukaryota; Metazoa; Platyhelminthes; Monogenea; Polystomatidea; Polystomatidae. The record is from the annotation of a GenBank genome assembly.